Messenger RNA from Phytophthora sojae, 447 nucleotides. RefSeq lists its product as hypothetical. Gene Ontology annotation, cellular component: mitochondrial outer membrane; peroxisomal membrane. Gene Ontology annotation, molecular function: protein binding. The transcript is spliced from 4 exons. NCBI's taxonomy places the organism in Eukaryota, Oomycota, Peronosporomycetes, Peronosporales, Peronosporaceae. The coding region runs from base 1 to 447 and encodes 148 amino acids. Gene Ontology annotation, biological process: peroxisome fission; autophagy of mitochondrion; mitochondrial fission. The record is from RefSeq and is a predicted model, not a curated record.
AUGACCAUGAAGGGCGCCAAGACGGACGUGGAGUGGUUCUCCCCCGAGGAGCUGGCGGCCGCGCGCGAGGAAUAUUUGCAGGAGCAGGAGAAGGAGCAGCCGUCGCCCCAGGUCAAACUGCGCUAUGCCAUUGCAUUGGCAAAGAGCAGGAAGCGCGACGACAAGUACCGUGCAAUCGGGUUGCUCGAAGAUCUGCUGGAGCAGGGCUACGCCCCCAAGGAGAGUUUGUACUGGAUCGCGCUGACGCUGUGCGGACUGGGAGACUACCGCUCCAGCCGCAGCUACUGCGAGCGUUUGCUCCGGAUGGAGCCGUCACACAUGAAGGCGCAGCUACUACACAAGAGGAUCAAGGAGGUCGUCGCAAAAGAAGACAGCGUGGUAGGAGUGGGCAUUGUCGGGGCGGUGGUGGUGGCAGGACUAGCACUCAAGUUUUUGCUCAAGAGAUAA